Messenger RNA from Lottia gigantea (owl limpet), 955 nucleotides. RefSeq lists its product as hypothetical. Lineage: Eukaryota; Metazoa; Mollusca; Gastropoda; Lottiidae. The record is from RefSeq and is a predicted model, not a curated record. The transcript has 2 exons. Bases 1 to 345 code for a protein of 114 amino acids.
AUGUCUAAUUUUAAUGAUCAGUUUUCUAGUAGUGAAAUUCGCAAGAUUAAAGAUUUGAUCUACAGUUAUAAAGAUGUUUUUAGUUUAUCAGAUAUGGAUAAAGGGGGAAAGAUUGAAACCCAAUGGCUGAAUCCAGAAGAGCCCUAUGUAGAUACACGAGUUGUUUCUAUGGAAGAUUUUUUACAAGCUACUACUGGAAGCAGAGCAAUUGUAAAGAAUGCAGCAACUGUCAACACUUGUGCUCCUUCUAUAACUAUUACCCAAACAGAAUUAAAUCAAGAUUAUUGUUUUUUCGAAAACUCAAUGAUCAAUAUAACUGUGGCAUAUGGCUUCGGGAUUAAUUAAUAUUUGACUUCAUUUGAUUGGAUAUUUAUUAUGUUCGUUCGUUAAUAGUUCAAGGAAUGAACUUUCUUGUGAUUAUUUUCAAAUUGCCCUAUACAAUGUACUUUUAGAGAUAUGACCUCUUGAACCUAGGCAAAUUCACCAUUUUGAUGUAUUUACUUUUGUAUGUGGACAAUAAAAAUUAUGUCAAACAAUAUUCGAUCAUUCCGCUUUCAUAUGAUUUUAUGACUGUACUGAAUAACAUGGUUUUGUAGAUAUGGGGAGUUGAAUAUAGGUAGGGUUGGAGAUUUUGUCCUGAAUGAUUUUUUAAAACUAUUGUUCUUCUUAAUGAAGUUUGUAAAUUUCAUUUUUUGUUGUAUUUGUUCAUAAAUUGACAGUGAUGUUGUAGAUUUACGAAAUUUUAAUAAUUCUGUAACGAAACAUGUCUUGCAUCGUAUACAAUUCUAGUUUAUUUCAAUAAUUGAUAUUACAAUGUGAUUAGGAUCGUUAUCCUUAGUUUUGCUAAUUUCUUAGUGAGGUUCAUAUUUUCUAAUUAUCACAUAAAUAAGGUUUAUAUUAAGUAAUACAGAAAAUAUUAUGUUUGUUUAAACAAUAAAUCAUUUUAUUAACCGUC